AUGUUGCCUGAUUUAUCGCCACAUUUACACACAAAAGAAUGCAAUAUAUUGAUUGAAUUUUUGCAAAGAUGUCAUCAAGAAAAACCGCUUGGAAAAAUGGUGGGACAAUGUUCGUAUUGGGAUGAAGCUGUUUGGCAAUGUACGAAAAAGGAGAGAAUUUGGAGAAGGUUCGUUUUUAGGAGUUUCAAAGUUUUGCGAAAUAUCCGAUAUAAGAUUGCUCUGCAGAAAAAUUUGAAAGAAUUUCAGGUUUCUAAAUUUUUGCUGUAAAUUUAUAGAGUUUUUUCGCUGAAAAAAAUUGUAAUAAAAUUUGAACCAUUUUAGAAUUCAACGAAUUUCGUUUUCUGAUACAGUAGUGAUUUCAGCGUUGAAAAUUGAAUCUCGAAGAAAAAAUCUGGUUCUAAAAUUUCGGCGGCAAAAUUACACAAUAUUUUUUGAUACAGUAGUCGUUUUUUUUCUAAAAAAGUAUGUAUGACCUUAAAUAUUAAACUACAAAAAACUAGAACAAGUUAUUCCAUUCCUCUAAUAAAACUAAGUAUGUUCAAGUUCAAUUUUCUAGAGACAAUAAUCCACGAUACAAAAGUCGAGUUGUUGAAUUGCGAAAUCUUCCCGAACAAUAUUGGACACCGGCUCUUUUCAAACUCAAAGAUGAAGGAUUUAUCAAUUCUGAAAUUCCCAAUUCCAAUGGAUGUAAACUAUAA
Molecule: messenger RNA, 698 nt
Organism: Caenorhabditis angaria
Lineage: Eukaryota; Metazoa; Nematoda; Chromadorea; Rhabditida; Rhabditidae
Source: the annotation of a GenBank genome assembly